AUGCCGGAAUUUCCUGGCCUGCGCGUGAUGCACGAGAAGUUCACCGAGGGCACUCUUCAGACCGACGUGCUGCGUAUUAGCCAGUCAACCUCGAUUGCUCUCAUUAUCGCCUUUCUGUUGUACAUCUGGUACCAGGCCAGCAGUCAGCAUAGCAUCUUUGACGAGGUCAUAGAAACAGACGAGCACCGUGAUGCUGACCGUGAAGCAGACAUGGAGAAGCCUAAGUUUACCUUGACUGAAACUGCAAUUGCCCUCAUCAUAUCACUCGUACUUGUUACACUUCUUCUCAUUUUCUUGGUUCAGGAAAUCGAACACGUUGUGCACAGUGGAAUUCCGGAUCAGUUCUUGGGUUUGAUUCUCCUCCCUCUUGUGGAAAAAGCCGCCGAGCAUCUGACGGCCAUCGACGAGGCUUGGGAUGGUGUCAUCAAUGUGGCACUUUACCAUUGCCUUGCUCCUUCGAUCCAAACUGCCCUUUUCAAUGGUCCACUUGUCGUUCUCGUUGGUUGGGCUCUUGGGAAGCCUAUGGACCUGAACUUCGAGAUUUUCAUGAUUGCGCUGCUGGUUCUCUCGAUUCUUGUUGUUGGGAACUUCCUACGAGAUGGAGAGUCAAACUGGCUUGAGGGAGCUUUGCUUGUGGUUGUUUACACAAUCAUCGCUAUUGCUUGCUGGUAUUAUCCAAAUCCUGAUGUGGCGACUUCUAAUGGCCUGGAGGCCUCAGAUGUUGUUAACGUCACCAUGAGUGUCGAUGCCCUCCGACAACUCCAGCAAAUUCUUACUGCAAACCUGGCCCAUUAG
Colletotrichum spaethianum is the source of this 795-nucleotide messenger RNA. RefSeq names its product vacuolar calcium ion transporter. The record is from RefSeq and is a predicted model, not a curated record. Gene Ontology annotation, biological process: intracellular calcium ion homeostasis; calcium ion transmembrane transport. The coding region runs from base 1 to 795 and encodes 264 amino acids. Gene Ontology annotation, cellular component: fungal-type vacuole membrane. Gene Ontology annotation, molecular function: calcium:proton antiporter activity. NCBI's taxonomy places the organism in Eukaryota, Fungi, Ascomycota, Sordariomycetes, Glomerellales, Glomerellaceae. The transcript has 3 exons.